AUGGCAGUUUUUGAAUGCCUGGAACGAAAUUUUCAUAGUGAUUUAGGAUUAAGUAAAUCUGCUACAGAAGCUGAAGAUACUUCAGACAUUUAUAGCUUUGGUAUGGUUAUGUGGGAAUAUAUGACAGGUAGAAGACCUUUUUGGGAUCGUGCUCAUGAUACUGAGCUGAUUAUUGAUAUUUGUGAUAGGUUGCGUCCUCCAACAGAUGACAUAAUAGCACCUAAUGGUUAUAUUGAGCUAAUGAAAGAAUGCUGGGACCCUAACCCAAAUAAAAGGCCAACAGCCAAAGAUAGUAACAUUGGAUCUAAAAUUUAUGACAUUCUACAAACUGAAACCAAACAAUUAUUAGCCAAGAAAGACAAAUCCGUAGUAAAAGCAUGA
Messenger RNA from Funneliformis geosporum, 381 nucleotides. The record is from the annotation of a GenBank genome assembly. NCBI's taxonomy places the organism in Eukaryota, Fungi, Glomeromycota, Glomeromycetes, Glomerales, Glomeraceae.